Messenger RNA from Rattus norvegicus (Norway rat), 2403 nucleotides. It is a transcript of the gene Neu3, whose product is annotated as neuraminidase 3. The coding region runs from base 258 to 1514 and encodes 418 amino acids. The record is from RefSeq and is marked validated. The transcript has 3 exons. NCBI's taxonomy places the organism in Eukaryota, Metazoa, Chordata, Mammalia, Rodentia, Muridae. Gene Ontology annotation, cellular component: caveola; lysosomal membrane; plasma membrane. Gene Ontology annotation, molecular function: exo-alpha-sialidase activity.
GGCGUGGCUUGGCCGGGGAGAUUGACUCCCGGAUGCUGUCCUUAUCAAGCCUCUGGCGCCUGCUCUCCUGUAUGUCCCUUCUGCCCCGAGCUGUCUCAUUACUGCCAGCUCUUGCGCAGCUUUGUCUGGGUUUGUUUCCACGUCUGUGGUUUCUGUCGCCGCUACCCUGUCUCCAUCGCCCAGCUCAGCUUCUGGCCUUCCUCCGAUACUCCACGGGAGAGCCCAGAGAGCCUCCGGAGCUGGUGAGCUGAGAAGUCAUGGAAGAAGUUUCAUCCUGCUCCCUCCGCAGCACUCUGUUCCAGCAGGAAGAACAGAACAGGAUUACCUACCGGAUCCCAGCACUGCUGUACAUUCCUCCCACCCACACCUUCCUGGCCUUCGCAGAGAUGCGUACCUCAAGCAGAGAUGAGGAUGCUGUCUACCUGGUGUUCAGACGAGGGGUGAUGAAGGGGUGCUCUGUUGAGUGGGGCCCCCAACAGCCACUGAUGGAGGCCACAUUACCUGGGCAUCGCACCAUGAGCCCCUGCCCUGUGUGGGAGAAGAAUACUGGCCGUGUAUACCUGUUUUUCAUCUGCGUGCAGGGCCAUGUUAGUGAGCGCUGGCAGCUUCUGUGGGGCAGGAAUGCUGCCCGUCUCUGCUUCCUUUACAGUGAGGACUCUGGGUGCUCGUGGGGUGAAGUGAAAGAUUUGACUGAGGAAGUCGUUGGCUCAGAGAUGAAGCACUGGGCCACGUUUGCUGUGGGCCCAGGUCAUGGCAUCCAGCUGCAGUCGGGGAGGCUGCUCAUUCCCGCCUAUGCCUACUUGAUAUCAUGCUGGUUUCUCUGCUUUCCAUGUUCAGUCAAGCCCCAUUCCCUAAUGUUCUACAGUGAUGACUUAGGAGUCACAUGGCACUGUGGCAAGUUCAUUAAGCCCCAGGUGACAGGGGAGUGCCAAGUGGCAGAAGUGCCUGGGAAGGCUGGUAACCUUGUGCUCUACUGCAGUGCCCGAACACCAAACAAAUUCCGAGCAGAGGCUUUUAGCACUGAUAGUGGUGACUGCUUUCAGAAACCAACCCUGAACCAACAACUCUGCGAGCCUCGUGGUGGCUGCCAAGGUAGUGUAGUGAGCACCCGGCCUUUGAAGAUGCCAUACACAUGUCAAGACUCAAGUGGUAAAGAUGUUCCCUCUACUCAGAAAUGCCCUCUGAUGGACAGAUCUCUGGAGGUGGAGGAAGGAGCUGGAGCACCAUCAGGGACAUGGCUCUUGUACUCACAUCCAACUAACAAGAAGAAGAGAAUGAACCUAGGCAUCUACUACAACCAAAACCCCUUGGAGGUGAACUACUGGUCCCGCCCGUGGAUCUUGAACCGUGGGCCCAGUGGCUACUCUGACCUGGCUGUGGUAGAAGGACAGGGCUUGUUCGCGUGCUUAUUUGAGUGUGGGGAGAGGCAUGAGGAUGAGAAGAUUGACUUUUGUCUGUUUUCAGACCAAGAGGUCCUGAGCUGUGACGACUGUACCAGCCCUAGUAGCAACUAAGGCCAAAUAAAGACUGAUGGGUGAGGCCCAGCUGUCCACAGAAGGGAGUGGCAAUGGCAGCUGGGAUAGCAGAGGUCUCUGAUGUCCACAGAAAAUCUAAGAACUAAUGAUCUGCUCCUUGCAUUUUUUUCCAGUUUUCCCUCAAACGAGCAUAGUAAAAAUUGUGCCAUAUCUUACACAACAAGGCUCUUUGAGCUGGGAGUUUGGAGACUGUGCUGUAGUUGUGGCUCUGCUGUUGGCUUGCUUCAGGACUCUGGAUGUAUCCCUGAACUCUUUGGACAUCGAGUCUCCAUUUGUAUAAUGAGAAGAUUGGUGCAGGAUCUCUUCCCUUCCCUUCCCUUCCCUUCCCUUCCCUUCCCUUCCCUUCCCUUCCCUUCCCUUCCCUUCCCUUCCCUUCCCUUCCCUUCCCUUCCCUUCCCUUCCUUUCCCUUCCCUUCCCUUCCUUUCCCUUCCCUUCUUUCCUUCCCUUCUUUUCUUAUUAAAAGGAGAGGCUGUGUGCUCACUUCCUGCUCCACAAACCCUGGAUUCUGAUCUGAAUUGGAGCCACAGACUUGUCUUUUCAAAUGAUUCACUGCUCACCUGAGUAUUAGGUGCUAAGUAGGUGCUUUAGGCUAGAAGAAAGAUCUGUGUUGUAUUUUUAAUAAGAAAAAAAUCGCGUUAUCCUUCCAAUCAUACCCAGAGCUGUGCAAAUUCUCUAUCUUAGGAGACUUGAGGGCUGGAGAGAUGGCUCAGUGGUUAAGAGCACUGACUGCUCUUCCAGAGGUCCUGAGUUCAAAUCCCAGCAACCACAGGGUGACUCACAACCAUCUGUAAUGGGAUCUGAUGCCCUCUUCUGGUGUGCAUGAAGACAACAACAGUGUACUUAAAUGUGAUAAUAAAUAAAUAAAUC